CCCAGAUUAAACCAUGCUCCACUACUGAAUGACAGUCACACUCUUCCGUUUCUACAGUAAAACGUUGGGCAAACCCACUCCCAUUCAAUAUUAGAAACAGGGAACUGCAGAUGCUGGUUUACAAAAAAAAAGACACAAAGUGCUGGAGUAACUCAGCGGCCUGGCAGCAUUCCUGGAGAACACGGAUAGGUGACAUUUCGGGUCGGAAAUUUUGGGACUCUUCCUCAGAUUCUGAAAAAAUGUCGCGGCUCGAAACGUCACCUAUCCAUAUUCUCCAGAGAUGGUGCCUGACCCGUUCAGUUACUCCAGUACGUUGCCUUUUUUAUUCCCCAUGCUACCUUCUCAAAGAAAAGAGCAUUAAAGCGCAAGAUGGGAAUACACAUUGAAUGUGAAAAGCCAUCUCUUGGUUCCCAGACGCCCCUGCCCCGGACAGCGUGCGUGUGUGUGCAUGCUUUAAGGAUAUUGGAACAGGGAAUUGUGAAUCGAGUCCGGGCGAUUUCUCAGCAUGAGGAUUGCUAUCAGGUCAUCUCUUCCCAGCCUGUAGGUGGCACAAGUGUUCUUCCGCUGAGCUCCUUUAACCCAUUCCCACAAUUGAGUCGCAGCUCAUCAGAGGGUUUUUUUUUUUAAUUUCCGAGCGGCAAGUUCUACACUGGAUAGACAUCGCGAUGGCGUAUUUUUUUUUUUUGCCAACUGCAAGAAAGCGAGUAAGGCAGCAACUGAAACUAAUCAACAUGAUCAUUGCAAGACUACUCUCAGAUGUAUGUUGCUUCUUCCCCUGAUAAAUAAACUUGAUAAAAGAGUUGUUGACCCUUGGCAGGCGCACAAACAAAUUGAUGGUGCGAUUAACUGAAGGUGUUAAUAUUUCAUACAUAAACAGUGUGAUGGACACAGCAUUCACCCUUCUCCUCGUUAUGGACAGAAGCAGAAUUAAAGUGCACCGCCCCCACCCCCUUUAAUCUGUAGCAUCUCAUUCCCCCGCAAUGGUUAAACUGUAGCUGUGUGUUCUAUGAAGCUGCUGGCACGAUGCGAGGGCAAAAUCGACCCGCAGAGUGUCUGAAUUUUAAACAUCUUUCUGCUUUUGACGUUGCCGCUUUGAAAUUAAAUGUUUAAUUACAGCCCAUUAUUUUCCCCUGGUCCAGCCCUUUUGGAUUCUCUUGGCUUGUCACCAACGGGAUUUUUUCCCUCAAUCUUUUUUCUCUCACUCUCACUCUCUCUCUCUCGUGCACUUUAGGAUUUAGACAGACAAGCAACUGGGAAGGAGCCUGGAGUUUGUGCCCCCGUAGGUUGAGAUGGUUGAGUCCUCGUUCAAGGUUGCUGUGGUAUCCCAGAAACACAUUCACUCGCAGUAGUGUUGGAGCGCCGCGGACCAACAAGCAACACUGAUCGGCGACAAACACACCACCACCACCAUCACACUACAGCACACACACGCACCACACACACACACGCAAAAUUGAAAUCGAUAUGAAAUCGAACUGCAAAAUACAGGAGAUUUCGACUCAAGAUUCGCUGACAACCAUUUUUCGGACAGGAUGCUCUAAAUGCUGCAGACACGGGCUCUCUUUCCUCGGGAAGGCAAUGGGAACGCAAAGUGGAGUUAUAUUUUCACAUCUUGUCUUUUUAUUGACCAUCACAUGUGUGGAAGGGUUUAUUUAUACUUGUGGAGGCACAUUACAAGGAUUAAAUGGCACGAUAGAAAGUCCUGGCUUCCCAUAUGGGUAUCCAAAUGGUGCAAACUGUACAUGGAUCAUUGUGGCAGAAGAACGCAAUAGAAUACAGAUUGUGUUCCAAUCAUUUGCUCUGGAAGAAGAGUAUGAUUAUCUGGCAUUGUAUGAUGGGCAGCCACAUCCUGUAAACUUCAGGACAAGGCAAGUAAUGCUUUGCAAGGAUUGUGAUUUGCUCAUGCAAAAUUGUUUACUGACCCCCUGUAUCAUUUCGAUAAAUAUCUGUGUUACCAACUGUAUGUAGACUAGGAAAGACUUUCAAUGAUUUGGCAUCUAGUUGAGCAUAGGCAUUGUGUACAAAAAGGCCUGUUCCUGUACUUCACUAUUCAAUGUUUUUUGUUACAUUAAUUUAACAAUAUCAAGGGUUUGGUGUUAUUUUCUUAAAUGACAUGUUUCUCAUUAUUCCUUCAGCAAAACUUUGAUAUAUUUCUUCUGUGCAAACCUGUGAAUUUACAUUGUUUCUAAGUGUUUUCUGUAGACAAAGAUGGUCACACCUUAAAUGAACACGUGUGUCACCUGGCCUGAAAAAUAAAUAAUGAUGUUUAAUUUUUUAGAGGUGCCAGUACACUAUACCGUUACAUUAAAAAAAAGCACCGGUUUCGAACUUAAUUACAUUUUGAACAUGUUAGCUUGAAAGUAUCACCUUAGCAAAUAAAUCAUCUCUGACCAGUGGUUUAACAAUUGAGUUGUUUCACCAAUUA
Messenger RNA from Leucoraja erinaceus (little skate), 2425 nucleotides. Its product is annotated as CUB and sushi domain-containing protein 3-like. The record is from RefSeq and is a predicted model, not a curated record. Gene Ontology annotation, biological process: negative regulation of inflammatory response. The coding region runs from base 1465 to 1968 and encodes 167 amino acids. Lineage: Eukaryota; Metazoa; Chordata; Chondrichthyes; Rajiformes; Rajidae. The transcript is spliced from 2 exons.